Symbiodinium natans is the source of this 1341-nucleotide messenger RNA. NCBI's taxonomy places the organism in Eukaryota, Dinophyceae, Suessiales, Symbiodiniaceae. The record is from the annotation of a GenBank genome assembly.
AUGGCGAGCUUUCUCAUUGUCGAGCCCUGCGGCCUUCAGGGCCACCUGCAGUCGGGCCGAGGCCCAGCGGUCUCGCAACAGACCCAGACCCCUGGGAGGAGACUGUGUGGCCCCCUUCCGGAGCGGUGCGGACUCUCAACGUGGCUCCUCGGAUCCCUUGCUGCGGCUUCCUUGCCCAGAGUUCGGCGGCCAGGUGUUGCCAGAGCCCAGGGUCCAUGCUUCGAGAGCUUCUGCGACAAUGUGGUUGGCACUUGGAAGGGGUGGUCUUCGGAGUGGCGGCCGAUGAAGUCUGAGACUACUGGGGCCACUGCGCAUGGCCCCUUGGGCCCCGUAGGUUCGGAUUCGGAGCAUGAAACACGAGUCAGGCCCAUCAUGCGGAACUGCGCUGCCUGUUCUGGAGUUGUGCAGGGGUGCGCAGAUUGGGUUCGGCUGGACCGAGAUCAGCGUGGGUUCGUCUUCUUCGACUGUGGAUCCUGGUCGGCUGAGACUGAAGAAGGCGGAUUUACGGCGAUUUCGGCACUGCAGAGUGGAAUCCAACGAUGCGUCAUCGCGUGUAAAGUCACGGUCAACGGCGAGGUGGCGGAGGUGCAACUGGCACGACAACACCUGUCGGUCCGUGCAAGUGGCGAGAUUGCGACGCCGCCCUCUCGGAAGACUCGGAAAUGGUUCGCAUCUAGGUAUCUAGGUUUUUGGCUGGGCUUUUGGGUUCGGAGUUUUUUGGUGUUGGUCUGCUGUUGCGUACAUGACCUAGAAGGCGAGAGGCAGCCGUGGGGACUAAGAGACCACCUUAAGGAAAUGAUAUCCUCCUGGCAUGGACACGGCAUGCAAUGCACGAGUCGAAGCCCACGGUCCUUCACAUCCACCCGGGUUUCCUGGAAGAAGGCUUCGCAUGACUUGAUGAAGAGCUGGCGUGGCGCUCUCGAGUACAGCUUCUCCAACUGCUUCAUUGCCGUGAAGCGUUCAGAAGAUGCUGACGACGGCUUCUGGCUCAUCGCUGGCGACGUCGACGGUUCUUCAGCGAAGGUCGACGCGUGGUACAAGCUGGUCGUUGCGAAGACCGUCGUCCGCAUGCAGCGCAACGCCGGGAACUUCGUGCGGGACUGCUUCCGCCUCCCGGGAGUGCCGACGGACGGCUCGGGCAUAUUUCCUCGCGCUUGUGACUUGCCGUUCCUUCUGAUGAUCUUCUGCCUCACCAUUUGCACAGGACCUUUCCUGUUUACAACCAUAGCCCGGAUCCCCAGUGCAGAUUUCGGGUUUCGAGUUCGCAGCUUCGUUGUGACUAGUGCUUCAAGUCCGGGCUGGGCCGUGUUGGGAAACAUCGCUUCGCUUCUGGGUCUUUAG